AUGUUUUCUCAUUAUCAUCGGUGGUACCUGACGUCUUAUCUGCUCCAAAUUGUAUCCUUUCAUUUAACGCUCAUUAGCACGACAGUAGCAACUAUAUUUUCUGAUUCACUGGAUCAAUGUCAAACUCAAUGUGUUGACCGAAAUUUGGUGGUUUCGCUCGCUCGUGGUGCAGUUGAGUGGGACACUUCAUUAUUUGAGAUCAGUCUAACUCAGCGGAUUAAUGCAUGUCACAGUGGUUGUCAAGAUUUGGAAUCAAUAAAUUCGACUUGCUCAGAGCGCUGUGUUAAACUGAUACCAACAGAUAGUUGUAUACAAGGUUGUCGGGCUGUUAACAACAUUUUCCUUCAUCAUUUACAAGGGUUGCUGAGUCAUGCGCAAGUUGCAAUCGGAAAUGAUUCACAGAUAGGUGUGAAUACAGUUUGGAGUUUAAGUAGUGAUUAUGAUUCAAUUAUCAAUGACAUUUUGGUGGAUGACAUACAGUGGGCUGUUCAAAGUCGUCCGGCUAAUGUUUCGCUACCGUGGGAUACUACAGUUUUUGAAAAGGCAUUCAAAACUGAAACUCUAGAAGCAGCUGUUACCGUACCUUCAGUUUUUGCCGAGGAAAUUGAACUUCGAUUAUGUGUAUCGUGGCGGACUUAUACAAUCGUUUCUCCUAUACAUCAUCUUCCUAUCAACGACACUGAUAAUGUCAAUCCAUUGCCACCAACAGUUAUUUCACAUUUGCAAAUAUCAGUGAACAGUUUUGCAAUUUGUUGGAAAAGCGCAUUGAAACGUUUGUACAAAAUUUCGUUGUACUCACUUGAUGGAAUAGAAAUCUCUACAGCGCUAGUGGAAAAUACUUGCUAUUUAUUCCGAGAAGUACCCAUCGAUAAUUGUUGUCGCGUUGAAAUUAGCUAUGCAAACAUUGAUACUGCUUCUGUAUCCAUACGAGUUAACCUCAUUAAUCAAGAAGGAAAACCAGAAUCAGCAGCGCAAUUGAUUUUUACGAAUGGCACUUCUGUGAUGAAACUUUACGACAUUGAUGAUUACGCCGUGCUUAGCGAUCCAAAAUUAAUUCCGUUCGAAUUAAAACCUGGAAGAUCUAUUACCGCACUGUGCUCUGUAUCAGCUGAACGAUUAUUGAUUGCAUUAGAUGAUGGCAGCAUCUACUGGUUAACAAUUGAUGAUGAUGAUAAUAUAUCAAGCGGAAUGUUACGAUUACCGGAUGGUACAGCAAUUGUGCACAUGGAUGUUGAUCAUGUACAAGGCGCUGUAUAUGCUGUUCUAUUUAAAAAAGGAAUUCUAAGAUGUGGCUUAAUGGAUUGCCAAAAUUCGACAAUUUUAACAACAAAUACAAUUAAUUAUAUUGAAUAUAUUUCGAUUGAUUCAUGGAAUGGGCAUAUAUAUUGUAUUCUAAAUGGUGGCGAGGUGCUCUCAAUACCACUAUUUCCGUUCGAUGCUCCGCAUUUUCUGCCAUUUUCGGCAACAGAAAAACUGCCCACUCUUGCAUUUGCAAUUGAAGCAGAACCGGAGAAUUCAAGAUUUAUUUUGCUCACACAAACUGGCUCAAUUUUAGCAAUAAAUAUUGUGAAUCAAUCAGUUACUGAUCUCCGGGUAGAUAUUGAAAUGAACGGACUAUACAGUGAAAUCAAAAAGGCUCAUCUUUUUGGCGGACGACUGUUUUGGACAUCAACAAGUUGUGGUGAUACACAUGCCUGGGAUAGUUGCUUGUACGGUGAGGAAUAUGAUGUCGAUAAAAAGAAAAUACAUUUGAACCGCUAUUUAUACGCGGGUCGAGUUGUUGAUUUUGUAUUCCUACGUGACAGCCCAAUGCCAAUAACAAUACCUCCACCAAGUAAAAUAGGCCUUAUAACAGCUGAUAAUACAGCACGAAUUACAUGGGAAUCUCCGAUAUUAUUACCAUUUCAAGCACAAAAUGCAUGGCGUCAUUUGCUCUAUGAAUGUCGCUUAAUUGGUGACGAAGAAAAUAGCAAUACAAUAACAGAAUUUACACAGCUAUCUGACACUAAUCUCUUGAUCCCGAUUUUUCCGGGUCUUCAAUAUCAUGCAUCUGUUCGAGCUUGUAUCAAUACCAUAUGUUCCUCAUAUGCUAAUGCUAUCAAUAAUGCAUUUGCUCCAUUCACUGAGCCUUUAUUUAUCGCAUUUAAUCAAACGAUCAAUAGUAAUAUAAGUUAUUACGAUAUGCUUGGUAAUCCAAUUGAAAAUUACACACUGCGUGGUCCAGUACCGAUAGAUGAAACAACGGUAUUUGCUUAUGAUAUGUUGAUGAAAUCGCUUUAUAUUGCUAAAAUGGAUAAGAAUAUAAUAAUUCGAAUACAUAAUGAUGGUUCUCAGCAACAUUUUUUGGAUUCAAUAGCUGUAAGAUUCAUGACAGUAAUGUCACAUAAUGCAUUAAUUAUUGUAGCAUCUAAUUAUUUAAUUGUAUCAUAUCGCUUAACAUCAACAUUCGACCAAGAAAUCUAUUCUUGCGGAUCUUUUAGUGGAUGUGGUGAAGUUGGUGGUUUAGCUGGUGAUGAUGAAACGGGUGAUGUUUUCUAUCUGAUUCGUUUUCCAAAUAAGACGACAAGUUUAUAUGCUCUUAAUCAAGAUAUUCGCACAUCGUAUUUCAUCGCUUCAUCGCAGGAUUUCCCCAUAUUACGGCAGUUAAUUGUUGUUAAAGAGAAACUGGUAUUUAUCACUGAUACGGGUGAAGUUGGCGUCUGUGAUAAGAAGCUCGGUUCAUUAAACAUUAAUUUGGCUCUCAAGAAUGUAGCACUUGUGCCAGUACUUAAUUUGGAUUCUAUAGAACCAAUUAACUUCGUUGGAGCCUUAACAACAGAUGACGCCACUGCUAGAAAUACGCUUAUAUGGGAUACUGAACCAAUGUUGCCAAAAGGAAAGAUCAUUUUUAAGAUUACACUGUACAAAGAACAUUGGGGUCGCGAUCGUUUUGUGGAUUAUUCAUUAUCACAUAGCUAUACGAUCAGUGAUACAUUGCUUGAUCAAUGGCCAUCAAAACAAAAGUAUGAUGCUGAAGUAGAAGCGCUAACUGCUUGGGAUUUAAUAUCAAUUAAUGAAACUGAUCUAAUAGCACCAACUAAACCACCAACUGCACCAACAAAUCCCACUAUUUAUGCUACACAACAGAAAACGGUUGAUGGUGCACGGGCAUUAAUGGAUUUAUUCUGGGAUGAACCAAUGGAAUGGAAUGGUGAAGCAUUAGGUUAUUUGAUUAAUUGUACGGUGGAUGAUUUAAAUGAACCAAUUGCAGAGGUACCUGCCACAACACGUUUCUACUCUUUUAGUGUUAAAUCUGGAAGUGUUAGUUGUGCUGUGGCAGCUCGUAAUGAACCAAAACUUGAAACAUAUUCAGAAGUUGUCACCAUUGAUAGCAGUGAAUUACGACCACUUGUUCGUUUAUUUGCAAUUGAUUCCAACAACAAUGUAUUUUCUAUCUCAAACUGGUCAUCUCUUUCAUCACAACUAUCAGCUCGUGCGAAACGACAAACUCCAUCACUAUUAUCAAUUGCAGAGCAAUCAAUAGCAUAUAUUGGUAAUGAUUUGUAUUCGAUAAGAAAAGAUUCAGAUUCGACGCAACCAUCUCUACUUCGUCUUGAUCCUAAUAAUGUGGAAAAUAUUUUACAUAAGGUUUUAAUAGGCGGUGAAAUUGAUAAAGCAGAUGCAAUGACAUCUGAUUGGGUAGCUAAUCGUUUGUUGUUCGUUUCAACAGCACGUGUGAUGCAACUACCUCUUGACGCCAUUCAAAGUCUUUCGUUGACUAGACCACAUCCUAUAAUGAAUCUUUCAUCAGGUGCUGGUGAUGCGAAACAACUACUUUUCGAUCCAUUUUCAAACACAGGCUUUUUGCUUACGAAAAAUGGUUCGCUUUUUGCAUUGGAUUUCAAUACGGGUGUAGAAGAAAAUAUGGCCCUUAGGUUGGAAUGUCUGAAAUCAGAAACAAUAUCGUGGAUGAUGGCUGAUUUCGUCUGGAAUUUGGCUUCAUUACCGGCGAUUUAUGUGCUUACUUGGAAUGGUAUGGUACGAGUUGAUCUGACAUCUGCAAAAUGCGAAGAAAUAAAAUUUGAAUGGGAAAAAUUUGGAGAAAAAGGACCUAAGUCAAUACUAUCCUUUGCAAUCGCUGAUAAAUUGUACAUUUUUGUCACCUCUUCCAUACUUGUUGUCUAUGAAUUGGGUUCUUCAACUGCAACACCAAUCGCCAUCAAUGGUUCACCUCUCAAACAAAUUCUUGUUGCCACCCAGUCUACUCAACCAUUUCCUGAGCGAUCUUGCUUUGUCUUACCACCAGCAUCUGAAAUUAAAUUUACAGUACAAAAUGAAGAACGAAGUGGAGCAUUAAUUUCGAUUAAUGAACCUCAAUUGCCCGAUGUUUGCCCUGGUAUCUCAUUUCCUCCGACACAGUACGAAGUUCGUUUUCAACGAAGAGGAUCUGAUAAAAUUCGCAACAUUCACAGUAUUAGCAAUAUUCUUCAUGUCGAGAAUGGUAUUUUGGAUAAAGAAGCUGACUACGAUAUAUCAGUCUCAUGGUUUAAUCGAUAUACACCAGUAUCAGAACCUAGUGCAACACAAAUGCUUCGCACCGGUUAUGGUUUUCCAUCAUCACCGCAAGAUCCAGCCGCUUUUGCUUUGACUCCAGAUGUUGUAUUGCUUUACUGGAAACUACCUGCAAAACCGAAUGCACCAAUUCCUGAAAUUAAAUAUAUGAUAAGUCAGCUUAGUGCUACACAAUUUUCACCCUCAGCUAUUGGUGCGCAACAGUUUGAAGGAGUAGAUUACGCCUCAACGCCAUCAGAUGUUGUUUCCUGUCAGAACGAUCCCUGUUCUGCUAAGAUUUCCAAUCUACGACCUUCUACCGACUAUAAAUUUUGGGUACGUGCAAUUCAUGAAAGUCAUCUAAACAUGCAAUUUGUGGAUAAUAUGGAAGGAAAUUCUAUAGAAGCAUCGGUUCGUACGAAAGAUAUAGCUGGAACAUUACGUCUUGACAAUAUUACUGGUACUGCUGUUGUACUUCGUUGGAAUUCACUGGAUCCUGAAUCUCAUCCGAAGCGUAUAUUCAUCGAAUAUCGGAUUGUUGGAACGGAUGCUAUUUGGAAAUCACCGUAUAAUGCAUCAUUCGAAGGUUCUGCAAAAUCUGUAACUGUAGUUAUACGCGCAUUGCAUUCAGCUACCACUUAUGAUUAUCGUUUUGCAGCUGAAUAUGCGGAUAGCUAUCGUUAUGCAAAUUAUGAUUAUUCGUACAAUGAAAUAUUUUUGCAAAUUUCACAGCAAUUUCGAACAAAACCUGGAACUCCAUCAGCUCCAGCAAGUAUACGUCUUGUUCAAGAAUACAACGAAUGGAUUGUGCGUUGGGAGAAGCCAUUAAAUGAUGGUGGUUCACCGAUCACUUCAUAUGCACUCGAAUUUAGACCAGAUGAAGAUGUUGAAUGGGAAAUAGCUGAACGAGGAUUAGAGGGUGACUGUUUAUGGUGGAAACCAUUGAGAAUAAAUUUCCUAUCUGAAGCAGAAUUUCGUAUUCGAGCAGCAAAUUCAGAAGGUUUCGGUGCAUAUGCAUAUUCGAGACAUCACAGCGUGUAUUAUCAACGAAAUGACAGAAGACGCAAUAAAAUUCGAUUGCAAGAUAUAAGUUUGCAUGGUUAUACGAAUUCAAUCAAAAGAGAUAUUUUGCCUGCACAUGUUAUCAAUGAUCUAAAAACUAUUCCUCGGGUAUCGAAAAACAACAUCAGUCUUUUACGCAUAAUUGGGAAAGGAAGUUUUGGAGAAGUUUACGAAGGAGUCGUAGAUGGAUUACCUCAGUCACUUACAAAAGCAGUUCGGGUUGCUGUCAAAACUCUGAGAAGCGGAUUCUCUGAAUCAGAUCGAAUGAAAUUCGUUCAGGAAGCAAUUUUGAUGAACAGUUUCGACCAUCCCAACAUUGUGAAAUUAUUGGGUGUAUCACUGGAAACAGAGCCAUAUUUUCUGAUUAUUGAACUUAUGGAAGGCGGUGACCUUCUUGGAUUUCUUCGUUCCAGCCGCCCAUCUGAUUGUCUGCCAUCACAGCUUUCGUUAUACGAACUGAUAGGAAUGAUGGUUGACGUAGGACGUGGUGCCGCAUAUUUGGAAAUUAAAAAGCGUGUGCAUCGCGAUCUAGCGGCUAGAAAUUGUCUCAUUUCUUCAAGGAAUUUUAAUACACGAAUUACAAAAAUAGCCGAUUUUGGUCAUGCUCGUGAUAUUUAUACCAACGAUUACUAUCGUGUACAUGGAGAUGAUUUCCUGCCAUUACGAUGGUUAUCACCAGAAUCAAUUAACGAUGGUAUUUUCACAUCAAAAAGUGAUGUAUGGUCAUUUGGUAUACUACUGUGGGAAAUCUUAACUCUUGGACAACAACCUUUCUCAGGCAAAAAUAAUGUACAGGUGAUGUCCUUUGUGAAAAACGGUGGGAAACCGGAGAAGCCACAGUUCUGUCCAGAUGAAAUUUUUGCUAUUGUGGAACGUGCUUGGAUUUAUGAUCCAGAAGAACGUCCAAGAUUUGCUGAUCUUUUGCCAGAGCUGGAAGCUUUACGCGGUUGUCCAUUGUAUCAGAAAGAUGCACCAUAUCCACCGAACUGUUCAUCAUUGAAAACUGAUUCAAAUUUCGAGCUUUCGUUUAAUUCUAACAUAAGCCGUGGAGAAAGUGGACGUAGUGGAAGUGUAAGGUUCGAUAAGAGCGAUAAUCCUUCAGCAAAACAACAAGGCCGUCCAUCUAUUUUAAGGUCGCUUCGUAGAGAACGUCCGAAACAACCUCCCAGUUUCGCUGAUUUGGAAGCCAGUAAUCGAAAGUCGAGGUCAAGGAAUAGCGUUACGAGUGAUAUCGAUUCAUUCAUUCGGGAUUGCGGCGAGGGAUUUGAUAAUAACACUUUCAUAUCAAGUGGCUGUUAUGAGGUGCCGAAAAAACCACAUCCAAAGAAAUCACAGAAAAAUCGACCAAAGCAUCGAGCACCUAAACUAUCAAACUGUUCUCCUGUAUCGUCAUCAUCGGCAAGUCCUCAUUCUUCUCCCAGAACUCCGUCAUCUGGUGAUAGUGACAUUCCAUCAAUAUAUUUUCGGCCAGCACGAGUUAGCCGAGUUUAA
This is a messenger RNA of Cercopithifilaria johnstoni, 7083 nucleotides long. The record is from the annotation of a GenBank genome assembly. NCBI's taxonomy places the organism in Eukaryota, Metazoa, Nematoda, Chromadorea, Rhabditida, Onchocercidae.